CUCCUUUCACUUUUUGAGUUUUUUUUUUCUUUCUUAAAAUUAUUGCAUUCCCUUCAUAGUCCCUUAGUACUAUAAUGACACAAAUAGUUUUAAAUGCUGUAGUAUAUUUUCUUCUAUUCACGCUUACAUCGGUUAUAAUCGAGGGGGUAACUUUAAAUGUUGUCGAUUUUGGGGCAAAACCUGAUGGUGAAACUGACUCCACAAAUGCAUUACUGAGUGCAUGGGGUAGAGCAUGCAGCUCAACAUCACCAACCACCAUUUUUGUGCCCUUAGGAAGGUUCUUAGUUGGUAAGGUAGUUUUCAAGGGGAGGUGCAACAACAAGGGCAUCACAAUACACAUUGAUGGUGCACUAGUUGCACCUUCCAAAUAUGAUGUUAUUGGAAACGCUGAAAAUUGGUUGUUUUUUGAUGAUGUUGAUGGUGUUUCGGUGAUUGGUGGUGUUCUUGAUGGCCAAGGCACAGACUUGUGGGCAUGUAAGAGGUCUGCCAAGUCUUGCCCAAUUGGUGCUACGAACAUGGGAUUUACCAAUUCAAACAACAUAGUUAUCAACGGAGUGACCUCUUUGAAUAGCCAAAUGUUCCAUAUAGUUAUUGACCGAUGUGAUAGUGUGAAAAUACAAGGUGUUAAGAUAUUUGCUGCAGGAAACAGUCCUAACACUGAUGGCAUUCAUGUUCAACUCUCAUCAAGUGUAAACAUUCUUAACUCAAAUAUAGCAACCGGUGAUGAUUGCAUUUCAAUUGGACCUGGAACUACUAAUUUGUGGAUACAAAACAUAGCUUGCGGACCAGGUCAUGGAAUAAGUGUUGGAAGUUUAGGCAAAGAAUUUCAAGAGGCUGGCGUGCAAAAUGUGACAGUUAAAACAGUCACAUUUACUGGAACAGAAAAUGGUGUACGAAUUAAGUCUUGGGGGAGACCUAGCAAUGGGUAUGCAAGGAAGAUCCUUUUCCAACAUGUUACCAUGGUUAAUGUCCAAAAUCCCAUUGUGAUCGACCAAAAUUAUUGUCCCAAUGAGAAAAAUUGUCCGAGUCAGGUUUCCGGGGUUGAAAUUAGCAACGUUAUAUACCAAGAUAUUCAUGGAACCUCAACAACAGCAAUUGCAGUCAAAAUGAAUUGUAGUCCAAAGAAUCCAUGCACUGGAAUAAGAUUGGAAGAUGUGAUGCUUACAUAUGAAAGCAAACAAGUCGUAGCUUCAUGCAAUCACGCUGGAGGAAUCACAUCUGGUGUAGUUCAGCCCAACAACUGUUUCUAGCAUUGUUAAGGCCAUCAAUAAAACAUUGAUAUAAUAACAAAUCUCCAAUAUUGUAUGCAAGUUAGGUGAUACAAAACUUUGAUGUAGUAACCAAUACAAAAUGCAAGUUAGUUGAAGAGCACAAUUUUCUUUAAAUGUCAAUGUUAUCCAUUUUUUUUUUGGUUUUGCUUUUGAGUUUCCUAUUUAUAUUUCUGAGUUAAUGAACAAUUAUUUU
Molecule: messenger RNA, 1464 nt
Organism: Cajanus cajan (pigeon pea)
Lineage: Eukaryota; Viridiplantae; Streptophyta; Magnoliopsida; Fabales; Fabaceae
Product: polygalacturonase
Biological process (GO): carbohydrate metabolic process
Molecular function (GO): polygalacturonase activity
Source: RefSeq, a predicted model, not a curated record